This is a messenger RNA of Closterium sp. Naga37s-1, 645 nucleotides long. Lineage: Eukaryota; Viridiplantae; Streptophyta; Zygnematophyceae; Desmidiales; Closteriaceae. The record is from the annotation of a GenBank genome assembly.
AUGCCCAUAGACAAGGGUUUAGAAAUGCCACUGCUGUUGAGAGGAGGUGAGGUAGGGAUGGGAGGAGGUGAAGCAGGAGUGGCAGGCGCAGGCAUACUCGGUGAGACUGCACUCUCGGGGGUAAUCUCGCCAGCAAGUGAGGAGCUAGCAGGGCAGGUAGCAUCAGAUUCAGAAUCAUCCGUAGCAGAGGCUGGAGAUGUGAGGGGAGCAGCAGAGGCGGAGGGUGGUGUGCCAGCUGUCGUCUCCUCUUCUGUUACUCCACCCAGAGAGGCGACUCAUGAGUUGAGCCACGACUCGGCAAUGCUACAGAUAGCAGUAGCAGAAGCCAGAGAAGCCAUAGCAGCAGCGCCAUUGGCAAGUGCAGUUGAGGUGUCAGGAGCCGACACGUCAGCAGUAUCAGCCAUGGAGGCGGUAUUUGCGAUGCAAGGAGCGUCGACACCAGCUUCGACACAAGCUUCAUCACAAGCCGCAACACGCGCCUCAGGGCUGAUGAUCUCGGGUCACCCCACUGCUGCUGCAUCCCUUUGCCCUUCCCCUCCAUCCAAACCCCGAACCUUGCCCAUCACCAUCGCUCUCCACCCCUCCAUCUCCAUCAUCCCCACAUCCUUCCUCCCCAACUUCUCAAGCAUCUCCUCCCCCAUUUAA